This is a messenger RNA of Trypanosoma cruzi, 5253 nucleotides long. RefSeq names its product ATP-binding cassette transporter ABCA1, putative. Bases 1 to 5253 code for a protein of 1750 amino acids. Lineage: Eukaryota; Euglenozoa; Kinetoplastea; Trypanosomatida; Trypanosomatidae. The record is from RefSeq and is a predicted model, not a curated record. The transcript has a single exon. Gene Ontology annotation, cellular component: membrane; intracellular membrane-bounded organelle. Gene Ontology annotation, molecular function: ATP binding; ABC-type transporter activity; lipid carrier activity. Gene Ontology annotation, biological process: transmembrane transport; lipid transport.
AUGUAUAACGCUGACUACUUUGGCAGCUUCCAUGUCUCGGAAGGCAUUUGGAUGGACCCUGGCGAAUUUGAGAUGGACUACGGGUACCAGGAUGACGCGCUCCAAGAAAAUUUUUGUGACCAGACGCCGUUGCCGGAGGAUUGGAGAAGUUUUGCUUCGACUGAAGAUCCGUGGGAAUUUCAGCAACAGCGAGCGGAGGUCAUGCAGGAGGAGGCAGCGGGGCCAUCUUCUGAGUUCCGUGCGUGUGAGGUGCCGGAAUUGUCUUUUCUGGAUCAGUUCCUUGCGGUUGUUGAGCGUGUUUUUCGGCAGUGUUUGCGAACGAAGCUGGGGCUUCUUCUGGAGGUGGGAACCCCGAUUCUAUUUUUCUGCAUCACCGUUUUUCUGUGGUCCCUCUGGGGCACGGAACAAUUCACUGAGACAAAUUUUGUGAAUUACUCCCAUAUGCAGUCAUUUAUUGAUGCGGAUUUCUACAUGAUCUACGUGUGCUCCCGUACCCCAGGCGGAGUGCACGGUCUCCCUCCUUGUAAUCCAGGAGUUCCCCUUGAUUGCAAAGGUGACGAGAGCACAUUACCCGUCAAAGGCCUCUGCGUGUACGCCUCGGUUGGUGCGUCACUCUUGUUGCACGCAUUUUUGAAUUCUUUUAACGGCCGCAUUGCAGAGCUCCCCACACUGGAUGCCCUUGUCGUUUUUCAAUGGUUGGCGCGCAAGAGUUUAGAAAUGGGUUCAUCGCCCUUUGGUAUAUAUCCCAAGACGCGCUUCUCUGCUAUUACUUCCUCCGGCAUGUUGUAUUUUGUUGGAGAUUCAACGUUCCUUAGGGGAUUAACCGCAGAACUUGAGAAAAGUUCCAAGUUUUUUAAUUACGUGAACGGUGGCAUUUACAACACGAUGAAAGAAGCUGAAAGACAAUUUGAGAACAACCAAUUCAAUUGGGGCAUCGUUCAUGUACGUCGUGCUGACCGUCAGGUCUUGGACGCUAUAAUUUAUCUUAAUGCUACCGCAGUGCCGGAUUUUGACGAGGUUGUUUCAGACGCCUACCCUGGCGGUUUUCAAUUUGACAGGGCGGAAAUGUACGUUUUGUCGGGCUACCUUACACUGCAGAAACUAAUAUCGGAGUACUACAUUAACCAACUUUCCCCCACGCUCCGUCUGAAUACAACUGCCUACAUUGCAUCUCAGGCGUUUGUUGAGUAUCGUCAGGCAACGUUUUUGAUGUAUGCACGCGACAUUCUGCCUCUCAUAUUUGUAUUGGCUUUUCUCUACUCCGUCUCAACACGAACGAAAGCAAUCGUAUUGGAGAAGGAAAUGCGUAUUCGUGAAGCAAUGCUCAUAAUGGGCAUGAAAGAUGUCGUGAUUUAUGCGGUGUGGCUUGUGAGAUCCGUUUCGAUUGACUUCUUUGUGUGUAUAGUCAUCAGCAUUCUAUUGAAAUGCACUUAUAUGACACAAAGCGAUCCAUUCAUCAUCUUCUGUGUAUUUUUUUUAUUUACCUUGACGACCAUCCCACUUUCUGGACUUUUGUCUGCUUUUUUCAGCAAGGCUCGCCUUGCGUCAUUGCUUUCACCGAUUAUCUACUUUAUCCUGACGCUUCCGACUAUGGCCACCUCCGAAACGAACAGUGCGCUGACUAUAAUUUUUGCCUUACUUUCACCUUCCGCUUUUGUUACAAUACUUCAACAUAUCUUAGCGGAUGAAUGCGCGCGUGGUUUUUCCGCAAAAAAGCUGGCGGACAGUUUAUACGAACCAAAGACGGUAGUGGUUUUGUGUUUAAUGCUUGUUGAUUUUUUUAUCUAUUUUAUUCUCAUGUUGUACCUGGACGCCGUUAUACCAAAGGACUGGGGAACAGCUAAACACCCAUUCUUUUUUAUUAUUGACCCUAUACGUUGGUACUUUUCAAAAGGAGACGUGUACGAGGGGGGUGGCCCUGACGGGCGGGCCCCGGACGGUGUCUUUGAACAUGAUGAGGAAGAAGAGGAAGAAAUUGUGGUGAGAAUUUGUGGCUUGCGGAAGGUGUAUUGGCGAGGCGGAAAGAGAUUUACUGCGGUGAAAAAUCUGUACUGGAAUCUGCGUGAGGGCGAGAUAUCUGUGUUGCUUGGACGCAAUGGUGCGGGGAAGUCGACGACGCUGAACAUGAUGACAGGCAUGGUGAGACCUGACGGCGGCGACUGCUACGUUUAUGGACUCUCAGUGCGGCACCAAUUGUCGCGUGUGCGGCGGGAGAUUGGAUUCUGUCCACAGCAUAACAUUUUGUGGCCGGAACUGACAUGCCGCGAGCAUCUGGAGUUCUUUGCCAAAAUAAAGGGUCUUAAGGGAGCUGAGCUGGAGAAGGCGGUGCAGCGAAUGCUGCACGAGACAGACAUGUUAGAAAAGAUUGAUUUUCCUGCCAUGCGACUUUCCGGUGGGCAGAAGCGGAAGCUCUCUUUGGGUCUCGCGUUUGUGGGCCAGAGCCGCCUUGUGUUUCUUGAUGAGCCGACUGCUGGCAUGGACGUUGGUGCACGCCGUCACAUAUGGGAAUUGCUAAGGCGAAUGUCUUCCUCCCACACCAUCCUGCUGACGACGCAUUACAUGGACGAGGCAGAUUUAUUGGGGCACCGGAUUGGUAUCAUGAAAAGCGGCUCUCUACAAUGCUCUGGCAGCAGUUUGUUUUUAAAAUCCAGGCUGGGUUUGGGUUAUAGUCUUACGAUCGCCAUGGUCCCGGAUGCAGAUUUUGAUUCCAUCCAUCAAAUUGUAGAAGAAAAUAUUCCGAAUGUGUUGUUUCUUGGUUAUAGUGGUUUUCAUCUGUCGUACUGUUUGCCGAUGAGCGAAGCCUCGAAUUUUUCUGAACUCCUGUACAGCAUUGAAGGUCACGCUAAUUAUGGCGUAUGUGGAUAUUCGAUUUCUGCAGCAACUCUUGAGGAUGUAUUUUUGCGUGUAUCACAGGGUUUAGACGAAAUUCGUAUGCAUGAUGAAGACUAUUCGUUUUUGUGGAACUGCGCAUUAACACGUUCCCCUUCGUUGCGGCAGUUUUGCGUUCUGAUGAAGAAACGUUUUCAGAAUGCCUUUCGUGACCGACGAAUGCAGUGCUUUCAACUGGUGUGUCCAUUCUUCUGUGUGUUACUGGCUAUGUUGCUUGGUUUGGUAAGUUUUAAAAAGAACCAGGAGCUUAACUUAUCAUUUGACCUUUACAACGAGAAAGUACUCCUGGACACGGCUCAGUGCGAGGACUUUUGGGGGGAAAAGCCUCUUUUGUCGAAUUUAAUUGUCAACGAAACCCACUUUGGGAACGCGGUGGAACUUGGAAGCUACACAUCUGACACGUGGUUUUCCCACGAAAUGCCGCGGUACGCCAGCAUCUCUUGCAUUGAUCGUGAUCUUUACUGGAAGAUGGGGAAAAUAAAUCCCAUCAUUAUGUUGCACAAUACUUCGGCCAUUCACCAAACGGGCGUUACCAUGGCGGCUUUUUAUCAACUCCUGUACAAGAAUAUAAGUAGUGGAAGGGGCAACAUCUCAUGGUCAAUUGGUGCUCUCCGCGGUGGUGUCGAUUCUUUGAGCUCCAUUGAGGUGAUUCUGAUGGGAACGAUUCUCAUGAUACCAUUUACUUUUUUCCCAUCUAAUCCUGUUGCGUGGGUCGUAAAGGAGCGGGAAUGUGGUGCGUUACAGUUACAGAAGAUUGCAGGGCUGCGCCUUAUGAUUUACUGGCUGUCUAACUUUCUUUUUGACAUGGCGGCGUAUCUCGUGUCUGUCAUUUUUGUCGUGAUAAUUUUUGCGGUGUUUCGUCGGGACGAAUACGUUGGACCCGAUACGGUCGGUGCUUUGCUCACCUUAUUUUUUGUAUACGGCUUCACAAGUACGAUUGCUGGGUAUCUCGUUAGUUUCUUUUUUAGUGAGCACUCAACGGCGCAGAUGGUGGUGAUGGCGGCUGGUUUUGUCCUGGGGUUUUUGCUGUUGAUGGUUGUUUUUAUUUUUUCGCUCCUCGAGAAAACAAAAGAUUUAUCCGAUCACCUCCGAUGGCCUUUCCGUAUUUUGCCAACAUACUCCAUCGGCGAAUGCAUGAUAAACCUAAGUAAUUUCAGGCAGAUGAAAAUGAGAGGAUUGGUAAACUCGGCAUUUGACGGCAAUAUCACUGGAUAUCCCAUUGUGUUCCUUGCGGUUGAAUUUCCCAUUUUUUUAUUAUUGCUGCUUUUCAUUGAGCAUCCAAAGCGGCGGAGGUAUUGGAGUCGACAUUUCUAUUCAGUUCAGAGGAGUACCAACCAGGAAAUCCCGGACCAAGACACGGAUGUUGAGGAAGAGCGGAAUGCCGUUUACAUGGCAAAGCAAAUGGGUAUUGUGAACUCUGUUGUGACGGUCUGUGGUUUGCAUAAAAAAUACUCCAAUGGGAAAGUUGCGGUGCGAAAUUUAACCUUUGGUGUUCUUCCUGGCGAAAUCUUUGGCUUUCUUGGCACAAAUGGUGCAGGUAAGACGACAACUAUCGCGAUGCUUUGCCAGCAGCUUCUUCCAACGAGCGGAUCUGCUGCAAUCUGUGGACACGACAUCCUGGAGGAGAGUUCUGAGGCACUGAAAUGCAUCGGGUACUGCCCACAGUUUGAUGCGUGCCUGGAGUUACUGACGGUGGAGGAGCAACUGCAGCUGUACGCGGGUGUGCGCGGAAUCGUGCGAAGACAAUGCGAUAAUGUUGUGUCCGGACUGCUACAACUGUGUGAGCUUGUGGAGUAUCGGGACACACUUGCACACGAGCUGAGCGGGGGCAACCGACGCAAGCUGAGCGUGGCGAUUGCGUUGGUGGGAGGCCCGCGCGUGUUGUUCUUGGAUGAGCCUUCGGCUGGCAUGGAUCCCAUUGCACGUCGCGGUCUGUGGAACGCGAUCGAGGCGGUUUCUGACAACUGCUCUGUAGUUCUCACGACACAUCAUCUGGAGGAAGUGGAGGUCCUGGCGCACCGCGUGGCCAUCAUGGUGGACGGAACGCUGCGGUGCAUUGGUGACCAGACACACCUGAAAAAUAAGUUUGGUAGCGGGUAUGAGAUGAGCAUUCGUAUUGAGAGUGCAGAGCUUUAUGAACCAAUUGUGAAAUUUGUGACCGAAAUGUUUCCCAACGCGACGCUGAAUGAGUUUAAAGGACAGCGGUUUGUGUAUACGUUGCCCCGCGACGCGUCUAUUAGUGACACAUUCCGCAUUUUACGGGAUAACAAGGAGUUGUUGGGCAUCACUGACUAUAGCGUUUCUCAGACAUCGAUUGAACAGGUUUUUUUGCGAGUCAUUGGGGAAAUAGAGACUGAUUUUUAG